Molecule: messenger RNA, 615 nt
Organism: Helianthus annuus (common sunflower)
Lineage: Eukaryota; Viridiplantae; Streptophyta; Magnoliopsida; Asterales; Asteraceae
Product: proline-rich receptor-like protein kinase PERK9
Exons: 3
Coding region: 1-615 (204 amino acids)
Source: RefSeq, a predicted model, not a curated record
AUGGCCCCCGAGCCUAUUGUUGACCAUGACCCUGUUCUUGAUGAUGCCCCAGCCGAUGCACCGCCUGAUAUGGGUGCACCAACCAUUGCACCUCUUGUUGAUGAUAUACCUAUUGCUGAUCUUCCCGUUGUUGCUCCACCAUUGGUGGAUGAUCCUGUUGUUGAUGCACCGUUACCUAAUCCCGUCCCGGAUAUACCGCCACCUCGUCCUGGAGAGGGGUCAUCGAGGCAGCCGCCUGUUUCUGUUCCACCCGUACUGUCAUCAUCUUUACCGUUCACAUCUCAGUUUCCUCAUGUUGCACCACCUACUGCACCGUCUUUCAUACCAUCGAGCGAGCCAUUUUUGUGGACUACGCCCCCUAUCAUGCCAUUGUCUGAUCCGUACCACCCGUACCAUGUUGGGUACUCUACGGAGGACAUACUUACAUCCUUGAUGAUACAGCAGGAUGCAUUGACACGUCGUAUUCAGGAGUUGGAAAGAGCUCCACGACCACCUUGUCACUGUCAGACCCCAUCUGCAGCACCGCACACUCCUCGUCCGCUUUCCCCUGACUCAGACGUUCGUUUCUUGACAUUUGAGCAGCAGAUUGCAUAUUUGCUGCGCAUGACUAGAUAG